ACCGGUAAAAAAUUUUCUAAGAUGGAAGAAUUGAACACGAAGGACAAAACUCCAGAAAUUGAAGAAAUAAUGGAACCAGCAGGGGAAAUAGCUCCUGUUAUCAUCGAAGAGUUGAGUCAGGUCGACGCUUUACGGGUUGACAUCAAUGAAUUCGUAGAAGCGACUAUCUGUCACUUGCCAGCUGAUAGUUCAAACAGAGACGAAGAGGAUAACAAUCUGGUGAUAGAAACUGGACAAGCGUCUGAUGAUGAAGACAACCAGACGAUGACUCCGGAGGAGGAAGCUAGAAUUACCAGGCAGUUUCUCAACGGCGAGAUGUCUUUUUCAGACUUUUCUUUGCUGAUGGACAGAGGUGCUGAUGGAGAUCCUCAACAAGUUGCUGAAAACCAAAAUCGACGUCUACAAUUACCUACAGCCUUAAAAGGAUUGAUGGGUGAAGCUAACUUACAAUACGCACGUGGUCACAAUGAAGUAGCUAUCAGAAUGUGUAUGGAAAUAAUCAGAGAAGUACCAUCAGCACCAGAAGCUUAUCAAACCUUAUCAAUGAUCUACGAGUCUGAGGAUCCCGAAAAAGCGCUCCACUUUGCCCUAAUAGCUGCCCAUUUAUCCCCCAAGGACUGCGACCAGUGGAUCAACCUGGCCAACAAAUCCCUCCAAAGGCGAGACCUUCGCCAAGCGAUAACCUGCUACUUAAAAGCAAUAGCCUCCAACCCCAAGAACGUCUCUCUCUACGAAUCAUACGCUAAGCUUCAAUUAGAUUACAACGGAGAUGAAGAAGCUUAUUUUAAAGCUUACAAAAAAUUACUGAAGAAACUCGACACUGAAGACAACGAAGUGCUGGUUCACUACGCGAAGAAGCUGGCUAAGAUGUACACUGAGAAAGAAAAUUAUUUAGAAGCUGCCAAUGCGAUGGACCAGAUCUUCAGCAAGUGUCCUAGCAGAGUGACUUAUGACGACGUGAAUAUCUACGCUGAAUUUUUGAUAAAAUUAAAGAAGUUCCGGAGGUGUCUGGACAUUUUAAUUAGUCACACGGGAAUUGGAGUUAAGUACAGUGACGAUGAGAGGAAGAUAAUAGAGAGUUGUUGUCUUCCUGAUGACACUCCGAUUGACUUGAAGGUGAGGUUCAUCGUCACUAUGCUCGAGUUGGGAUUCACUAAACAGGUCUUGGGGCACAUGGACGCUUUGUUGGCUUAUGAGGAAGCUGAAAAAUUCGGAGAUUUAUUUUUAGACAUUGUUGAUGGGCUGAUGCACGUCCAGGAGUACGCUAGAGCGCUAAAAUUCUUGGAGUUGUUAAUUAGGUGCAAAAAUUACAGCAUGCCUGCGGUCUGGUUGAGGUACGCUGAGUGUCAUGUUGGGUGCAGGCAAUUGAAAGAAGCGAUUCUGGCUUAUGAAAUUAAGUACUGCUUGUCCUUCGGACGACCACUUCAAGACACUGUACUUACCUUCCACGAGUCAAAGACACCUCCAACAGAUCAGCAAGAGUGGAUGAUCUUCUUAAAAGCCUGCCACGUGGCGUACAAGCUAAAAAAAUUCGGAGUCCUGCAGAGAAUUUGCUUCACAGGACUCACUUCGAAAAAAUUCGAGUCCCAGAUUAGAGACCUUACCUGGCUUUGUUUGUUGUCUUGCAUUUACAACAAUGACUCCUUUAACGGGCACAAUAUUAUCCGAGAGCUGGUGAGAGACACUCACGAGCAGAAUCUCUGGAAUCUUUUGAACAUUGUUGUUCAAAAAGCAGACGACACCAGACACAACCGGUUUAUCAUGAGAUUGCUCGGCCGCGUGGAUGUUCAGUCAUAUUUGCACAUUUUGCAAGCUAAUAAUUGCCUCGUUUCCGGGACUUAUAAGUAUGCGUUGAAUGAUUAUUUUCCAGAACCUCCUCAUGACAAAAUCAUCAAAGAAAAUCUAGAAUUACUAGACAUUAGACGCGAAGCUGCGUUUAAUAUCCACCUUAUUUAUUUACAAACUGGAAACAAAGAACUUGCUCGAAUGUAUUUACAUGAAUUUAUUGUAGUUUAA
Molecule: messenger RNA, 2016 nt
Organism: Cotesia congregata
Lineage: Eukaryota; Metazoa; Arthropoda; Insecta; Hymenoptera; Braconidae
Source: the annotation of a GenBank genome assembly